UGAGGAUAAAUAAACAAAACGCCCAUAGAACACAUUGAUCCUCUCCACGUGAUGUCACAUUCAUCACUGGGCAAUGGGGCCAGUGAGAGAGAAGGGGCAAAACGGGAGAGAGGGAGAUGUAUAUGUUUUUUGCGAAGGCUGGAUUCUAACACAGAGGUGCUAUCGGGAUUGCUAGAAGGUCUCCAGAGUUCAACAUGAUUAAAAGGAAUUCAAAACUCAAAUGGUUACUUGUCAUCCACCUCUUACUAUCUGAUGUGGUAUUUGGCAGAGCUCCACUCCCUCAAAGCAACCCGAAGCCUUCAGUGACUUCAAAAAUGUCUCAGACAGAGCAGGUAGAAAAACAAGUGGUUGAAGAUGAUCUUGCCGCCGCCCAUCGGUUGGUUUUAAACCUCUCAGGCUCUCUACAAGGUCAGCUGGCACUCCAAAGCAAUGCAAGCUGUGCAGAGCUCUCUAGUGGAGGCUGGAGCGGAAAUGGUUUCUCUCAGGAGCUACUAGGGUUGGCAAUGGUGCCAGUGCUGGUGUCAGCAGGAUGUUUGUUUGAAGCCCAAGCGCUGGUAAUGCAACUCUAUGCGGUGUUGGGGCAAAAUGAUACACAUGAAUUUUUACAGGACAUUCUGGUGCUGAUAAAGAGAGGAAAAGAGAGGAAUUCAUCACACAGUGAAUUCAAAACUCCUUCAUCUCCUUCUAUGCUGAACUCUGAGUCACAGCACCACCUACAGGCUGUUAUUUUUAACAUUCAUCAGCUAGCUGAGGUGGGUGAGAAUAUAGAUGAGAGUAAAGUUAGGCUUAGGGGGCAAUGCAAUGGGUGGGUGAGGGUGAAAGGCACUCGGUUUCUCGGGCAGGCCGCAGAACAGAGCAAGCGACUCAGCCUUGAGGAAGCACAGCAGGCUUGUGGAAACUUGGGAUUCCAAUGUGCGGGUGUGACCCAGGAUGGCGAUUCUGUAUAUUAUCGUGUUAUCUUGAGGCGUGGAAGUCGCGUAGUGCCUUCAUCGAACUUUGAGAGCUGGAUUCUGAAUUGCAAGGUCGGGUCUGUACGUUGGCGCAGAAACGGGAUUCCCCAGCAUCAGUGUGUAAAUGAAAAAGAGGAGCGAGUGUAUACAGUAGUGGAGUGGAUUCCGGCAGUCUCAACGCUGUAUAAUCUGGGAACAGCCGUUUACUAUGCUUCGGUUAGCUGCUAUGACACUGCAAAAGAAAGAGCAAUCUUCAGCACUGUGGAUCUGGGCACAGACGCUCUCAUGGCUGUAACGGGGGGAACCGCAGGGGUUGCUGGUUAUGCAUUGGGGGCUGGAUUAAAAACGGGUGUGAAGGCAGGGAUUAAAUAUCUUCUGAACAGCAUGAAAGAGGAAGAUGACCUGAUAAUGAACCAGAACGCCUGGGAGGAUGGAACUCUCACUGUCCAAUAAAAGACCAAGGACACUCCGAUGAAGAUAUUCAAGAACAACAGUUGCAUUGUGCCAGAGCCUCAAGGAUUUUUCCCACCUGCAGUAAACUCAUAAUAAAGUAUGUUCAGUCAUAAAUACCUUAAAGGGAUAGUUUACUCAAAAAAAAAAGAAUAUUCGGUCAUUAAUUACUCAUUCUCAUAGUAUUCCAAAUCUGUCAGACCUUUGUUCAUCUUCGAAACACAAAUUAAGAUAUUUUUGAUGAAGAGAGCUUUCUGACCCUGCAUAAACAAUUUAUUUACCACGUUCAAGGGUCAGGAAUGUAGUAAGGAUGUCAUUAAAAUUAAAGUCCAUGUGACAUCAGUGGUUCAACCAUAAUUUUACAAAGCUACGACAAUACUUUUUGUGCGCAAAGAAAACAAAACAUGACUAAACUAACAUGAACACAUUUAUUACACUAUUUAUAAAUCUUUGUUAAUGUUAGUUAAUAAAAAAUACAGUUUUUUAUUGUUUGUUCAUGUUAGUUCACAGUGCAUUAACUAAUGUUAACAAACACAACUUGUGAUUUUAAUAAUGCAUUAGUAAAUGCCAAAAUUAACAAUAAUUAAGAUUAACGAAUGCUGUAGAAGUAUAGUUCAUUCUUAGUUUAUGUUAACUAAUGUAGUUAACUAAUGUUAACUAAUGAACCUUAUUCUAAAGUGUUACCAAAAAAUAUAUAUUUUUGGCAAACGUAAAAAUCCCUUUUGCACCAAAAGUGACAUGAAGGCUGAAGGAAAAGUAAAUUCACGUCUGUAUAGAAGAAAUGUUAGUUUAUCUAAAGUAAAUAAAUUUUUACCUAUUAGUAUGGUUGAAUUGGAUCAUCAAAGGGCAGAAGCAAAGGAAUUGGUUAAUAAAUUGGGAAUAAAUACAUAAAGGGUAUAUGUGUUAUUUAACUUAUUUAAUUAUUGCAGGUUUGCAUCAUAUUCUGAGUUUGCAUUUCACAGUUUUUAUUAUUGUUUUUAAUGAAUACUAAAUCUGGGUUUUUUUGGCGAGUGAGAUAAAUUAAAGGUUGUUCACAUUUAGUCUAGAACUACGUUAAGCGUCACAUUUACACAGUGGAAACAAUGUCUCUGAAGAUUCUGGAACUUUUUUUGUGAUUUCUCUCAACAUGGAGACAGGAGAGCUGUCAGUCAAUAAACGGGAACACAAAGUAAAUGGCGUUACUUAUUUGAAUUUUUUUUGUAAAUUAAAAAGUAAUCCAUUACUUCAUUAGUUACUUGAAAAAAGUAAUCUGAUUACAUAAUUCAUGUUACUUGUAAUGAGUUACCCACAAAACUGCUCGUUAAAGCACAGCAGAGACUUAUGCAGAAGAGAAGAAAUUGUUAAAUAAAGUCAUUAUUUUUGUUUAUUUUUGCACACAAAAUGUAUUCUUGUAGCAUUAUAACAUUACAGUUGCUACCUUUCUGGCCCUUGAAUGUGAUAAUUACAUUGCUGUCUAUGCAGGGUCAGAAAACUCUUGGAUUUCAUCCAAAAUAUCUUAAUUUGUGUUCCGAAAUUGAACAAAGGUCUUACGGGUUUGGAAUGACAUGACGGUGAGUAAUUAAUGACAGAAUUAUCAUUUUUUGGGUGAACUAUCCAUUUAAUAUCCAAAAGGUAUUUAGAGACAUCAGCAGGAAAUCAUUUUUGGUGGGAAAAAAAUAACAGCACCAACAUGAGAUAACUGUAGCAAACUCAUAGAAAUAUGCAUGAUAUUUGGACUUUUCUAUAUUAUAGUAUUAUAAUAUGACAUAUUAUAAUGUAUUAUCAAUAUUUCAAAAGACUUUUUAUGCAUCAUGUUUAAUUUUCUUUUCAUCGUGUAAAUAGUGCCUGAGCUUGAGCAUGUUUCUUAAAGUUUGGUAUUUAUAGAAAUGUUAUUUUAGUUACUUUAAAAGGUACUGUAUAACAGGAAUGAAAAGUAGCCACUUAUAACUUAAGAUUUAUAUCAGCUCUCCAGCGUCGACUGAGACUUUGACAUACGCCAAGCAUGGGUAAUAUUUAACCUUUAUAGGCCAUUAGUGGGAGGAACAGAACACUACUAGAAUACAAGAUAAACAGAACAGGCAGCAUAAAACCAAACUUUAAAGCAUAAAUGUGACCCUGGACCACAAAAACAGUCAUCAUGGUAAAAAAAGAUUUAUGCAUCACCUGAAAUCUAAAAGCUUUCCAUUGAUAUAUGGUUUGUUUGGAUAGCACAGUAUUUGUCCGAGAUACAACUAUUUAAAAAUCUGGAAUCUGAGGGUGCAAAAAAAUCUAAAUAUUGAGAAAAUCACCUUUAAAGUGGCCCAAAUGAAGUUCUUAGCAAUGCAUAUUACUAAUCAGAAAUUAAGUUUAGAUACACUACCGUUCAAAAGUUUGGGGUCAGUAAGACUUGUAAUAGUCUUUAAAGAAGUCUCUUAUGCUCAUCAAGGCUGCAUUUAUUUGAUUAAAAAUAUAGAAAAAAAACAGUAAUAUUGCAAAAUGUUUUUACAAUAUAAAAUAAUGUUUUUUAUUUUAACAUACUUUAAAAUAGAAUUUAUUCCUGUGAUGAAAAGCUGAAUUUUUAUCAGCUGUUACUCCAGUCUUAAGUGCCACAUGAUCCUUCAGAAAUCAUUCUAAUAUGCAGAUUUAUUAUUAGAAUGAUCAGUGUUGGAUAAUAUCAACAGUUGUGCUGCCAAAUAUUUUUUGGAACCUGUGAUUUUUUUUUCAGGAUUCUUUCAUGAAUAACAAGUUUAAAAAGUAGUGUUUAUUCAAAAUAUAAAUAUUUUAUAACAAUGUAAAUUAUUUAUUAUUAACUUUUAAUAAACUUUUAAUUAUUAACUUAAUACAUCCUUGGUGAAUAAAAGUAUUAAUUUCUUUAAAAAAAAAAAAAAAAAAGAAACAAUAACAAUGUACUGACCCCAAACUUCUGAACGGUAGUGUAUAUUUUUACAGUAAGAAAUUUAUAUCUACAUGGAACAUGAUUUUUGGCAUAAAAGAAAAAUCUAUCAUUUUGACCUAUACAAUGUAUUUUUGGCUACUGCUACAAAUAUACUCGUGCUACCUCCGACUGGUUUUGUGGUCCAGGGUCACAACUGGCAUGAGAGUUAUUUUGCAUAUGAAUAUGUAAUUGAUGUAUAACAAGCAAAAUCAAAUAGAAAUGUUUUCUACCAGUAUUUCAGUUUUUAAACUCCUUGUUUUUUUAUGAAUGUAUAAUCGUGUUUUAUAUAUGCGUAAUGUAAAAUAAAGAAAUGUAGAAUAAACAUAUUCUCACAUGUUGAUCUCAUAA
Molecule: messenger RNA, 4641 nt
Organism: Labeo rohita (rohu)
Lineage: Eukaryota; Metazoa; Chordata; Actinopteri; Cypriniformes; Cyprinidae
Gene: apof
Product: apolipoprotein F
Exons: 2
Coding region: 195-1403 (402 amino acids)
Biological process (GO): cholesterol metabolic process
Source: RefSeq, a predicted model, not a curated record